GUUCUGUACUUCCUCCCUUGCCUCAUGUCAUAACAUGGUACGAAAAAAGUCCUUGGUGAUGUCCCGAAGCCGUAAAAUGGAAUGAGCGAAUCUCUAACCGGAACUAUUCGACCAGAUUGAUCAUUUAUGUCAUUUUUAUUGGACGUUCAUUUAAAAUAUUAGAACAAUGCCACGUUACGAACUUGCCCUUAUUGUUAAAGCAAUGCAGAGGCCCGAAACAGCGGCGACUCUGCGGCGGACAGUGGAGACUUUGAUGGAGCGGGGAGCUAUUGUGAGAGGUCUAGAGAACCUUGGCGAGAGAUUGCUUCCCUACAAUAUAUCUAAACACAACGAGCGCCACGCGCGUGGCGGGUACUUUUUACUCGAUUUCCACGCUGCUCCCGCCAUCAUCCCGGGGUUGCUCAAUCAUUUACAUCGAGACGUGGACGUUAUACGACCCACUGUCUUGAAGAAUGAAACGGAGACCUCCCAUGAACAUUGUUGUGGGACAUCUGCUCCCAUGCUCGAUGACACGGUCCGCAACUGAGUUGCGUCCUAUGCAGAAGAGCCCUCUCCCCUCAAGUGUGCUGAUCUACACUGUCGUCGAGUCUGUUUAUGUAUCAUUAUCUAUCUAACUGAUGUAAUAAACGACACUUUUGUACAGA
Molecule: messenger RNA, 644 nt
Organism: Hypomesus transpacificus
Lineage: Eukaryota; Metazoa; Chordata; Actinopteri; Osmeriformes; Osmeridae
Gene: mrps6
Product: mitochondrial ribosomal protein S6
Exons: 2
Coding region: 167-526 (119 amino acids)
Biological process (GO): translation
Cellular component (GO): ribosome; mitochondrial small ribosomal subunit
Molecular function (GO): small ribosomal subunit rRNA binding; structural constituent of ribosome
Source: RefSeq, a predicted model, not a curated record